Molecule: messenger RNA, 477 nt
Organism: Brugia pahangi
Lineage: Eukaryota; Metazoa; Nematoda; Chromadorea; Rhabditida; Onchocercidae
Source: the annotation of a GenBank genome assembly
AUGUCAAGUGAAUUUCGGGUUGACUCGUUUAUUGUGGGAAAGAUUUUCAAUCCCGGAUAUAGGUCUGUUAGGAGCGUUGAGGAAGUGAGCAUUCGAUUUAUCAAUAAUUCUAACGAUACUGUUGAUCUUUGCUGGAUUGAUUUCCAAGGUAAUUUAGUUUAUUAUUUGAAGCUCAACUCACGUGAAGUAGUGAAAUUAACCACAUUUAUUGGACAUUAUUGGGUAGCACGAUUUAUACGAAACGGUGCAACUGCACAGUUUUUACCUGAUCGUACUGAAGUUUUUGCUAUCACUAAGCGUCUCUAUCAUACAGGAAUUGUUUUCAUCACUCAAAAAGUGCCUACGUUGUUUGAAGCAGCUGUUGAGCAUAUCGGAGAACUAUUUCACAAACAGCAGUACGCUUUGUAUUGGCUUCCUGUCCCAAAGCUUGUAAAGGUUAGCCUUUUCUGUUUUGAAUUUAUAUUUCGAUAUGUAUAA